CCUGCACUCACGCCAGUUCACUUGUAAACACUGAGGUCCACUUACAGUAAGAUGAUACGGCUGACACCAACCACGUCAAUGAAUUCCUCCAACUUUAAUUUCACCUUUCAUUCACCGGUUUCAUCGACUAAUUAAAGAGGCGGUUGCUAAGAGAUGACACUCUGUGACAUUGGUGAGAGCCUCUGAUGUAGCGAAGCCUCAAGCUCCACUUCUCCAGGAUCCUUUUCCUUUCGAAGCUCUGUCUGUGUGUGCCCUGCUCAUGUGACAGACGAGGGAAAUAAACGCUCUCGUAUCAACGGACUCACAAAUACCAUGGCAACCUUUACUGCUCCUCGUGCCACGACCAACGCCAAGGUGGCCCGAACUUCAUGGCAAAGGCAAGGGAGCGGCGACGAGGCGAAGAAUGGGGAGGUGCGACAAAACACUAUUUUGGAGAAAACCCACGAGUUCUUUAAGAUGUGUGACAUCGAGAACAAGGGCUUCAUCUCCCGACGGGAUAUGCAGAGGCUGAACGCUGAGCUCCCUCUCAGUGCGGAGGAGUUGGAGAACGUAUUUGAUACCCUCGAUACUGACGGCAAUGGAUUCCUCACCCUCGACGAGUUCUCCUCCGGCUUUAGUACGUUUUUAUCAGGUCAGAAGAUUUCAGUAGAGGAAGGCAUGGGGGAGAAGAACGCCUGUAAAAGCCCGACAGAGGUCCUGUACCAGACCCAGUGGGAGGAGAGCCUGGCGAGACCAGACAAGGAUGAAGAGGAGAAACACUUUGGCAUGCUCAUGGAGAGCCUCGGGGCGAACAGCGUCUUUGAAGAUCCUGCUGAGGUGCGCAGUCUGUGGGCCACGCUGCGCAGAGACGAACCUCACCUUUUAUCCAAUUUUGAGGACUUCCUGUCCAGAGUGACGUCCAAGAUCAUAGAGGCCACCCAGGAGAAGAGGGAGAUGGAGAACGCUCUCAAAAGGAAAUCAGCAACACACGAUAAUGAGAUCCAGCGCCUUUAUGAGGAAAUGGAGCAGCAAAUAAAAAGUGAAAAAGAGAGGAUUGUCCUGCAGGACUAUGAGCGCUUCCUGAGUCGCAGUCAGGACCUGGAGCUGCAGCUGUCCAGUAAGGAGAAGGAGCUUGAACAGCUCUUUCAGAAGCAGAGAGGGUUGGAGCAUCAGUGCCACGAUCUUCACUCUGAACAACAUGAGACCAAGGUGGAGAACGUGAAGCUGAAGAACACGAAUGACGAGUUGUCCCGGGAGCUGGAGCACACCAGCCAGGAGCUGAUGCUGGCCCAGGAUCAGCUGAGUCUGCUGCAGGACCAGUCCACACGGCUUCAUGAGGAGAAGGAGAUUGAAAUAUACAGACUGACUGAGGGACUGCAGAGAGAGCGAACAAGCCUCCUCAAACAACUGGACCUUUUGAGGGAAAUGAACAAACAUUUACGGGAUGAGAAGGACAUAUGCUUUCAGAAUCCAAAGAAUUAUAGGAAAACACCAAGUUUGAGGCCUUCAAUGAGUGUUCUGAAACAUACAAACACAAACAUCUUCAAAAGUGACGAUGAGGAGGAGAUGACCACCAGCUCGGCGAGGCACAACCUAGCCAACGGGUCGAGCCAGUCCUACGUCAGAGCGAACACAAGAGGACACCUCCAGAGGAUCAUCUCCAUCGAGGAGGACCCCUUCCCCAGCUUACUCCAGAAUGACUCUGUAGCCCAAACUCCUCUUCAGGAGUGCAGUGAAGAAGAGGAAGCCUCUGACAAUGAGGAGAAUAUAGACUUGGUGAUGAGCGAUAUUCUGGGAGCGUCUUCUGCCCAACAGCAAAAGACGGAAGAACAUGUGGAGGAAAGGGAAACCCCCACAUCUCCAAGGGGUCAGCCUGUUGGCAAGGAAACCAGCAUAACUGUGGAAGGCGGUCCUUCGCCGCCCGACCGCCUCUUCAAGAUCGUCCUGGUUGGGAACUCCAGCGUGGGAAAGACGUCCCUCCUCCAGCGAUUUUGUGAUGAUAGCUUCCACCCCGGCACUUCUGCCACUGUGGGUAUAGAUUACAGUGUAAAGACAAUUAUUGUGGAUAACAGCCAGGUGGCACUGCAGUUAUGGGAUACAGCAGGACAGGAGAGGUAUCGUAGCAUCACCAAACAGUUCUUUCGAAAGGCUGACGGAGUGGUUGUGAUGUAUGACAUCACAGCCGUGCAGAGCUUCACCGCUGUCAGACAGUGGCUUACAAAUGUAAAGGAGGGCGCAGGCGAAGACAUUCCCAUCAUGCUCUUGGCAAACAAAACGGACAAGGAGAUCGAGAGACAAGUUCAGAAAGGAGUGGGCGAAAGAUUAGCCAAGGACGGCCAAAUGGCCUUCUAUGAGUGCAGUGCGUUCACGGGACGCAAUGUGGCGGAGUCCAUGAUUCAUUUAGCCAGAAUCCUGAAGGAGCAGGAGGACCGAGAGAAGGAGAAGACGGUGCAGCUGGUCGACGGCGGACCCUCAGAGAAGAAGAGAUCCUGCUGCUAACAGGAAACACAGCUAACACACACAGUAGCACUACCCUUUACUAAGAAACAGAUGGAGUAACCACUGAGGACACAUUAUUAUGAAAGUCAGCUCAACUCCUCACUGUCUUCCACCUUGUGCCGCUCUGGGUAAACACCAGAAUUCAUAGCGUUUGUACGUUAUUGCACAUUGUAAACUGUCCAUGUUAGUGUGAAAAUAACCUCAAGUUUCAGGAAGAUAUAGUAAAAUAAUAAUAAAAGUAAGAAGAAUGUAAGAACAUUCUAAAGAAAGAUAUAUUUAUAUAAACAACUGAACAAAUGUAAGUUGAACCAAGACCCUUUUGAGUCAAAUACUUUUUAAUGUUGGGACUGCGGAUCUCAAAAUAUUUAUUUAGCUUCCGAGAAAACUUUAUAUGUCACCUCUGGACGUGUUCCCUUAAAUAUCAAUGUUUUAAUUCAGUGUUAUGUGUAUUUUUUGUAGCUGUUCAGCUUUUGUACACAGACAUAAGUCAACAACAGUUAAAUGUAAUGAAUAAAAAUAAUGUGUAGGGUUUACGUAUAGUUUGUAAUUCAUUUAUUAAUUAGGUUGUGAACACUUUAUGAAUCAUUAAUAAGCUUUUAUAAGACAUGAGAUAAACAGGGCAACUGUGACCGGUUG
Molecule: messenger RNA, 3114 nt
Organism: Trematomus bernacchii (emerald rockcod)
Lineage: Eukaryota; Metazoa; Chordata; Actinopteri; Perciformes; Nototheniidae
Gene: cracr2aa
Product: calcium release activated channel regulator 2Aa
Exons: 18
Coding region: 313-2478 (721 amino acids)
Molecular function (GO): GTP binding; calcium ion binding; GTPase activity
Source: RefSeq, a predicted model, not a curated record